AACAAACUGACGUCAUCACGAGGCGACUCUCGCACCUCAAAGAACCACAACAGUGCUGCACACAGAAGACAGACAGUGUGAAUUAAGCACCUUGAGCAUUUGCAUGUCACCAGUUACACAUCGGUGUGUGCAUCUGUUCGCGCCCGUGAGCCGCAGCCGCAGCAGCCGUCCGCCGCGCGCAUCUGUCCGUGCAGGAACAGACAGACAGACCUGGCGAUGAUGGCGGACUGUAUUGGUUUUCAAGCGCAAAUUGCCUCGAUUAUAGAGAUACUAGCCAAUUCAGCUGUUGCAGAGAUCUGCAAACUGGUGGACGAUGGCUACGCGGCGCUGCGCUCCCAGAUGGACCAGGAGCGGGAGAAGAGCGAGAAGGAGAACGAUGUCCUUCGACAGAAACUGCGCGAAAUGGACGUGAAGAUGCGGAGCUACGAGAGGAAAAUGAAGAGACGGAAUCAGCGGGAGGAAACGCACGCCGUUCAUUUUAGGCCACCCGAAGGACCUGACGACCACCAGCCACUGGUUCUUCCUCUUCCUGUCUCCUCUGAAGACAAACCCUUCCAUCUCAUUUCAAAGGAGGAAACCAAAGUGUUGCCUCUGGUAAAGCAGGAGAAAGUGGAGAGAGACGACUGCAACCUGGACCUCAAGGUGGAGGUCAACAUCAGGUCAGGGUGUGGCCUGUCUACUGCCCUGGAGGUCAGUGAGGAAACCCCACCCAGUGAUAUCGUUCUUGACACCAGUGUUGCCAACAUCACCUCCUCCACCACGCAGUCCUCCUCCUCUCCUACUGACACUACAAUGGACCUGACCUGCAGACCUCGAGCAAAACGUAAAUCCACCAAGCCCCUGAGCAACAGUUUGUCAGUCAGCAGUGGAGGGGUCCCAGUCUCUGAGGCAACUGGUAGAGACCUUGGAGGGAGUCUAACAGACGGUGCUUUGAAGCCAGAGAUCCAGACAGAUGAUACUACAGAAGAGGAACUUCAUUCCUCUCAGCUGUCAGCCCCUGUAGCCUCAGAGGAGCCCAGCCCCGACCGCCUCAACAACCUGGGCUUGGACUUGGCAUGGAUGCAGGAGCGGGUCAGCCAUCUUGGUGCAGCAUAUGCAGUAGCACAGCUGGGUUUGGGGAAUACAGAAACUGGCCACCCCUCUGCCUCCUUCCCCUCACAAGGAGGAGACAGUCUAGAUGGCCCUCCAACCAUGCUCUUCACGAGUGGCGCUCAUGAAAUGGCUGCUUUUGCCGCCUCAUUUGACAUGGCUGCCGCCGCUGCUGCUGCUGCUGCUGUUGUUGCUGCGCCACCUCCACCACCUCCUCCACCUCCUCCCACUACAGCGCCCUCUGCUACCAACACCAGUCAGAGGCGGCCUUACAGGAGCAGCAUUGCUACUACAAAAGAACCUGUGGUAUGUGCAGUUUGCGGGCGUGUCUUCCCCAGUGCAGCUGCCCUAGAGCUGCAUCAACGGGUGCACACGGGGGAGAGACCCUACACCUGCCCCCACUGUGGAAAGGGCUUCGCCCAGCCCAACAACCUGCGGGUUCACCUCCUCAUUCACACAGGGGAGAGGCGUUAUCGAUGUACACUGUGCGGGAAGAGUUUCAUCUCGUCCAGCCACCUGAAGAGGCACCGCACAGUCCAUACGCAGGAGAAGCCCUACAGCUGCUCACGCUGCGGACAGUCCUUCAGCCAAAUGUGUAGCGUCCGCAGACACCGGCAGCAGUCUCAGUGUGGCCUGUAGACUGGAGGAGGUGGAUGGCAUGUGCAAGUCAUGAAAUCUCUUUAUAUGGGAAUUCCAGCAUCUUAUGUAAGCAGGAACAAAUGGAAAGCAAGGCUGUAUCCUGUGAUUUAUGGCACGUAGAGUUGAUAUUCGUCCUAGAUCAUAACUGUAAUCUGUGAAUUCUGUUUUAAGAUUGUCCCCUUAAAGCGCUUUUGUUAUUCCUGGUUUCAAAUUGAGAGUUGACUGUGAAAGAGUGCCUGAGACAGUGUCAAUAACAAUCUAUCAAUGUGUCAUUAAGUGGUCUCGUUUGUGACAGACUCUGAGGUUUACAAGACUAACCCAUGUGGGCUGAUCCAGGAGGGAGAGGGUCAUACUUUAUCUUGGUAUACAGCCAUCAUCACAGUGUGCCUGAACUGUCCACAGACCCCCUUUGAAAUAGGUUCAGCACAAGUGUAUUUUGAACACCUGCCAGCUAAAUACUAUUUAAAUCAUUACAUUGACUUGAAAUAGGUUUUUAAAUCCAUCAAAUGUUAGGCAUUCGUUAUUAACAAAAAAUACAUUCUUGUGUUAUCCUUCUGUAAUUUCUAAAAUCAGACUCGCAUUUACUUCCAGGUUUUGUUUGUUUUAGGGCUGCUGGCACUGAAAGUCUUUCUCACAACGCAAAGUGCUAUAUGAAAGUAUGCCAAGACAUCCUCAGUAAAUUGAAGGAUUUGUGUUUUUUGACCGGAAGCAGGGGGAAGAUGCUAGGUUAGUUAGCCCAGUUCAGUUAAAACAGAAUCAACUACUCCAACAAUUCCAAAGCUCCCUUACAUAUUGGCAUGUUGUAUUUUAUGCAGUCAAGAUGCUGUAUGUAGUAACGAGAAAGUAGAAGCAGAGAAGGAGUAGCCUUUACUGAGCUAAACAUUGUCAUUACUGUUAAUGAAACCCAGUUUAUGAUGUAUUGGUGACUAGCUCACUGGCUAAUAAAAUGCAAGAUAAAUGUAUGACAGCUUUGAAAUUGAUUGGAGUUCUUUUAAAGGUAACUACCUAACAAGCUAACUGUUCUAGCGUGCCUCUAGUAAUUGAGUGACAUAAACUAAGCUAACCAUGUUCGGGACAUCCUGGAUCUCUACUAGACUGUCACAAAUUAUAUACUAUUCUUAUUCUGACUACGACUAAUCUAUGACAAGUAAGUAUAUUCUACAAAAUUUCAGACUCUUCCUUUAAAGCACUUUAAAUUUUCGCAUAACUACUCGUUAAUUCCUUGGGUAAAAUAUGGAGGCAGUGCUGAUACACAAUUAGUUUUUCAGGAUUUAUCAUGUAUUUGACAUAUAGUCAACUGUUAUUCAUAUUGCUACAGUGUCAUUAAUGAAUGGCCUUCUCAAGGCACCCUGGUGUUAAAUGGUAAAUGUUACCACUUGAAUAAAUCUCGUAGUGCAGACCUGCACCUUCUCAUGUAUGAUUGUGUUCAUGUUUAUGUCUUUCAUAAUGAUUGUCACUAUAUUUAUUUACUGCUGCUGUCCGGAGGAUUGAAGAUUUGUUUUCAGAAUUGCCCAACAAAAUCAGAAUAUUUUAUUUUUUAGUUACAAACCCUGUUGAUGCAAGUCUGCCAUGUUUUAAUCCCACUUUUCUGAAUUGGCUUCAAAUUAUCGAAGCCUGCCAUGUAAUAGUCCUUAAUGUCAAUCAUUCUUUGUUCUCAGUUAAAUAUAAAAGAACAAAGUGCUGUAAAAAAAAAAAUGUAAAGUUAAAACAUAUAGAGAGAGUUGUGUUUGUAUGUGUCAGUGUUUGAAUGUAAUUGGCACUAGGUGUAGGUUGCACAGCUAAAACAGUUAUUUUACCAUUUAGCGUUCUUUCAUGACAUGUUUCAGUGUUUAAAAGUGUAAAUGUGUAUCAUUAAACGUGCAAAAGGUUUACAGUGAACUUGACUGUGUUGUCAGCAUAA
Molecule: messenger RNA, 3628 nt
Organism: Scatophagus argus
Lineage: Eukaryota; Metazoa; Chordata; Actinopteri; Scatophagidae
Exons: 4
Coding region: 217-1728 (503 amino acids)
Cellular component (GO): nucleus
Source: RefSeq, a predicted model, not a curated record